AUUCUCGCUUCAGCCAGGAAGGGUCGCGAACGAUUUUUUGGUGCAAAUUUUCUUCGAUUUUCUCCGUUGGAAAGGUGGAAAUUUAGUGCCCAAAAGCACACCGGAAGUGAACUGCAUUCGCUCGCAGUGAAUGUGACGGUAGUUGCCGGUUAGCUGGUCGUAAAUUUGCCUGUUGGAUUUUUGCUGCUGGCGCGUUGAGUCAAGCGCCUUGCACACAGAAGUUUCGCGGCGUAAGGGGUUUUUCGAUCUCUGGAAGCGAAGAACACUCGACGAGGCGGCGACGGGGAAUAUCAAUCCAAGAUGGUGAAGAGGAAAACUCAACCAAUAAUCGAUUCGGAAAGCAGCAGCGAUUCCGGGUCCGGUUCGGAUCUUGAUUCGGAGCUGCUGUCGUUGGCCAAGAAAAAGAAAACCGCCAGGCUGGCAUCGAACUCUCCGGGAGGGAAGUCUUCCGAUUCCGACUCGGAGGAUGACUCGGAACCAGAGGCAGCGGUGCAGCGCAAAAAACGAGGGGCGAAGCCCGCUUCCUCUUCGGAAUCCGAAGAUGAGGAUGAGGCCGAGGAGGAGGAGGAAGAAGAAGAGGAUGAGCCGGAAGAGGAGGUCAAACCAGCGGCCAAAAGUGGCGUAAAGCGUAAACAACCAGAAGAGGAGCAGGAAGAGCAAAAAGGUGAAUCGGAGCCGGAGGAAGGCCAGGUUUCGUCGGAAGAGGAGUCUGGUUCCGGUUCCGGUGAUGACAGUGAUGACGAAAGUGGCAGCAGCAGUAGCAGCGAUUCCGAAUUCAAUGACGGGUAUGAUGACGAGAUGAUGGGAGACGAGGAAGAUCGGGCCAGAUUGAAUGCCUUGUCGGAGAAAGAACGUGAAACGGAGAUUUUCAAACGUAUCGAACGGCGCGAUGUCAUGAAGACCCGCUGGGAGAUUGAACGUAAAUUGAAGCUGGCCAAGAAGGCAGAACGCGCCAAGGACAAGGAAUCACAGCCUCCGAAGAAGAAAAAGAAGAAGGACAAAAUGAAGAAACUGGCCCAGCAGAAGGAGCAAGAGGAGAAGAAAAAGAUAGCUAAGGCUCCGUCUCCUGAACCGAAGGCGCCGUCUCCACCUCCGCCAGUGCAGCAGGAAGAACCUUCCGAGGGAGAGGCCAGUGACAGUUCUCAUCAUUCUUCGCCGGAGAAAUCCAAAGAUGCCGAAUCAGCUUCCGGUGCUUCGGAUUAUUUCGAUCCGAAAGAACGUUCCAAGGAGCGAAAGAAGAAUGUCGAAGCCAACCGGACCGACGACAAACGAAGCAAUGCCAUGGCCAUGUUGAAAGCAAAACGAGAAGGCAAAGCCAAGCGUGAGGAGGAAGAAGCGAAAAAGGAAGCUCAACGCAAGGCUGAAACCGAGGACAAGGACGAUCUGGAAGAUGUCCCUGGUGGCAAAUCUAAGAAGCUCAAAGCAUCGGACAUCUACUCGGAUGACUCCGGAAGCGAUAGUGAAGACGAGAAAAAGUCCGACCGUCGAUCGCGGUCUGGUUCCAGCAGCGGAAGCGGUAGCGAUAGCCGAUCCUCUUCCGACGAAGAAACGUGGGACAAAGAAAAGGACUCCAAGGAGAAGAAACCUUCGUCGAGUUCGUCCAGCUCUAGCAAAAAACCUGCCGCCAUUAGCAAUAAGGAGGAACUCAACAAACUACGAAUCUCGCGACACAAGAUAGAACGCUUCAUUGCCCUUCCGAUGUUUGACCAGAUCGUGCUGAACUGUUUCGUUCGGAUCAACAUCGGAAACAACAACGGAAGGCCGGUCUAUCGGGUGGCGGAGAUCGUCGGAGUCGUGGAGACGGCCAAAAUCUAUCAAUUCGGCAAGUGCCGCACCAACAAAGGGUUCCGGCUGAAGCAUGGCAGUCAGGAGCGGGUUUUCCGCCUGGAAUUUAUCUCGAAUCAGGACUUUACGGACAGCGAGUAUCAGAAGUGGUUGACCGUUUGCGAGGCCACCGGAAUGGCGCUGCUCAGCAUCAAUAUAUGA
Molecule: messenger RNA, 1986 nt
Organism: Aedes albopictus (Asian tiger mosquito)
Lineage: Eukaryota; Metazoa; Arthropoda; Insecta; Diptera; Culicidae
Product: RNA polymerase-associated protein Rtf1-like
Exons: 1
Coding region: 301-1986 (561 amino acids)
Cellular component (GO): Cdc73/Paf1 complex
Molecular function (GO): RNA polymerase II C-terminal domain phosphoserine binding; DNA binding
Source: RefSeq, a predicted model, not a curated record